GCUCCGUACAUUAUUUUUCAUCAAAACCGUUUGCUGACAUUUGCCACCAGGAGGGGCUUCCGAACACAAUACACCCGACAACUUCUAUCUGCCACAAACGAAGCCUUGUACUCUUCCAGCCGACGAUCCUGUUCUCCGAUCCGUUCCAAAAGCACCAAGGCAUUCGAGGCUUCCGUUCAUGAACCGGGGGUUCUGGCACCUCGUCCUGUUUGUCGCAACAGYGUGUGCGGGCAUAGGCUCUAGCAGCAGCAGAAACAAAACCGCAAUCCCCGCACCGCUGGUGGCGUUGAUGAUUGCAACGAGGGCAGCGUCUGCAAUGAGGACCGCUUCGACCGCCCUCCGCCGCAGCCCCCGGCUCCGGGGCCUCUCGAAGGCCGGCGCGAGUCCCUCCGUGGCAGCGGCAGCGGGACGCGAUCCCGAUUUUUCGCCGCCGCCGGCAAAGAAAACGAAGCGGACCCGAUCGGCGGCUGCGGCAAAGAAAACGAAGCGCUCCCGAUCGACGGCUGCUUCCGGAGCGACACCGGCUUCCGGGGAGGSAGAAAAAAAACGGGGCGCCACCAAAAAGACGAAAAAGGCAGGGGCAAAAACGACGAGUGCCCGGGGCAAAACAAAAGAGUCUCCCGCRUCCGCCGGUUCCGCCCGGGGCGGGGCGGAUUGCCUUCCGCGCACCGAAGAAACGAGGYUGCUCUCCGAGACGCAAGCGAGCGGAAGCAAGCUGCGGCCCGGUGGGCACGCGGUGCGCUUCGUGAUGGGGGUCGACGAAGCCGGGAGGGGCCCGCUGGCGGGACCCGUGGUAGCGGCCGCGGCGAUUGUUCCCGUGGACCUGGACGGGAUCACCGACAGCAAAAAGAUCACCAGAGAGGAGCAGCGGGAAGACCUGUACGCGGCCAUUACGGAAUCGGAAGGCGUUCGGUGGGCGGUGGCGGUGAUGGACGCUCCCUUCAUCGACCGGGUCAACAUCCUGCAGGCCACCCUGAGGGGCAUGGCGGCCGCCGCCACCGCCCUSGCGGUCGAUAACGGGGAUGCGAUAGUGCUCGGGGAGGACUUGACGAUACCGAUCGUUCCCGGGGCGAGCAUCGAGCAGAAGGGGUGCUACGUGGUCACGAACGGCAGCAGCAGCACCAGCACCAAAAACAACGACAAGGAUGCUCCCGCUCCCGCUGCCGCCGCGAGCGCCGAGGACUACUAUGCACUCAUCGACGGCAACCGGGUUCCGCCCGACAUGCCCUGCGAAUCCACUUCCAUCGUCAAGGGAGACGGCAGGGAGUACUGCAUCGCCGCCGCGUCGAUCCUCGCCAAGGUCACGCGGGACCGGCUCAUGAGGGGCUACCACGAACUGUGGCCCCACUACGGGCUGGAGCAACACAAGGGGUACCCCACSGCCGCCCACAUGCGGGCCGUSAAAACACACGGGGCCUCUCCGAUCCACAGGAGGACCUUUCGKCCCCUGAARGACAUGGCCUUUGACGAGGACGGAAACAUUGUUGCCGAUUGAAGCAAGCCGGGMCGGACAAAAAAGAAAAAGCCAUUCUGGAAAAUACUACCGCACGCUAUUCCAUGCCAUGCAGACAAUCUUCCUUUCUAUGAUUGUGUUGUGAUUGUUUUAUUUGAUUUCACAAUGUGGCAUGCAAUGAGUUACAGAAUUGUAGUAUUUUGUUUUUGUGAAGAAUCAUAUUCAUUGUACACAAAGCAACAAACCGCAAAAUGUACCCAUACAUGCAUUACGUAAAAAAGAGUACGUAUGUACCGUACCACCAGUAGAUAUGUACGUACCAUGUACAGUAUCUCCGUCAGGGGUCAUAAAUGUAGAAUGACCCC
Messenger RNA from Pseudo-nitzschia multistriata, 1818 nucleotides. The record is from the annotation of a GenBank genome assembly. NCBI's taxonomy places the organism in Eukaryota, Bacillariophyta, Bacillariophyceae, Bacillariales, Bacillariaceae.